This is a messenger RNA of Parathielavia appendiculata, 1708 nucleotides long. RefSeq lists its product as uncharacterized. The record is from RefSeq and is a predicted model, not a curated record. The transcript has 3 exons. Bases 215 to 1510 code for a protein of 431 amino acids. NCBI's taxonomy places the organism in Eukaryota, Fungi, Ascomycota, Sordariomycetes, Sordariales, Chaetomiaceae.
CUCAAACAAAACAAGCUCCCAUUGAGGAGACCAGAGAAGAUGACUGUUUAGUUAUAAUUACUAUUAUUAACGUAAUUCUUACACCGCAAGGGCGGUGUCUAAUUACCUAUAUUGCAGGCCUGCUUGCACCAUCAACAUUCCCACCUAGGUGAGCCGCAUUUAGCUCGAGAAGUUCUAUACGACGACCGCAUUCUUCCCAGCAAUAUUUAUUUCGAUGAAGGCUUGUUUAAGAGACAUGGAUUUCACAUCCUUCGUAAAGUAUGGGGAGAACGAUCUGCAACCCGAGACUCCCCAUCUAUCAAUCAGCCUGCACGGCCCCAUCGAACUCUCGCUUACUCCUCUUCCAUACCCAAUCCGUUUCAUCAUCCUGCGCCUGGCCAAGAACGACGCCACGGAUUCCCGGCCGUGCUUCUUCCGUUUCGACCCUUCCCUCGACGCCUUCUCUCCCCAUGGCCUCGUCCUGCUGCGACAUACUUGGAACCGCGGUCGCGGCGGCUUGCAACUAGUCCCAGUUGACCAUAACCAAAGCGCAGUUGGCACCCCUGCAGGUCAAGAGUUUGAAGACAAUAGUCAGUUCAUAUUCGAGCUCGCCUCCCCAGGGGACGAGGUCAGCCUCACCGCGACGCUGCCCGAACAGUUCUACCGCGCUAUGGGGAGGGAUUUGCAUGUGUUUACGCUGCUUUUUCCCGGCGACGACUCGGUGCCCUGGGGCUGGGGGACGAUACAGGGUGGUGUUGUUCGACGGGCUUUGAAGGGGGAAAAUGCUGGGCAAAUGGUGGUGCCUGGCGGUGCGCGGCUCAAUCUCAAGGCCAACUACUUUAGCGAGUAUCGCACUGCAGAUUGGCCGUGGUUUCAGCCAGCUACCCUGGCGGAGCCAUCAGAGAGAAUUCCUGGUGCACCGUACUUCACGGUCACGGUCAAGGGCUCGACAUCUGUCAAAUGCUACGAUCGCAUCACCGUGACCCUCGUGUUCACGUAUCACGGUGUCACCGGGACGAACGGCAGCCUAGAGGUGUCUACAGCACCCCCGGUAACGUUCCACUCUUGGGCACUUACUUCGUCACGAGACUUCACUUUCCAAGUGCAGAGACGUCGGGGGGCAGGGAGCGAUUGGGAGGACUGCCAGGUUCUCGAAGACUUCUCAUGCUGCGGGCCUGGGCCGGGGCGUGCCUAUGACGAACCCGACCUGGAGGUUUCCAUCGGGCAGCAGGACGAGGACUUUACGAGUUUGCGUCCAGGCGAAUCAUGGACAGAGACGGAGUGGCUAAACGACUGGCCAGAUGUUUCUUUACCCCGAGACUCAAUGCCUGGCGAUCAAUUUCGUGGCCGGGUGAAGAGGUCGGGAGUUUUAGACUGGUGGGAUUGGGGCACAAUGGAGGAGCACAGAGAGACAGUGGUGAAACUGCCUUGUUUCGUCAAAGGAUAUGUGACAGAACCGAAGGAUAUUGGAGGACGGCCAAAGUUGGUGGUGCCAGCGUCGGAAUGGUUCGAGUUCACGCUUAUUGAGUAAUUUUAUGACUCUCUCAUGUCGAACUCAAUGGCUCCCUCUCGCUGGCUACCGCCCCAUCCUGUCGGCGACGGCGUCGUGAAAUCCAGAGCAGGGCACCCUGCACGAUAGCGAACACCAUAUAAUCCACCGAGACAAAGCUCACACAAUAAUACCACGAUACCAUCAUAUGACCAGGACCCGGCGAUCGCAAGCGCCACA